This is a messenger RNA of Lepus europaeus (European hare), 4239 nucleotides long. RefSeq names its product IKAROS family zinc finger 5 (gene IKZF5). Gene Ontology annotation, biological process: regulation of transcription by RNA polymerase II. The transcript has 5 exons. Bases 322 to 1581 code for a protein of 419 amino acids. The record is from RefSeq and is a predicted model, not a curated record. Lineage: Eukaryota; Metazoa; Chordata; Mammalia; Lagomorpha; Leporidae. Gene Ontology annotation, molecular function: RNA polymerase II cis-regulatory region sequence-specific DNA binding; DNA-binding transcription factor activity.
GAAGGGAACCGGAGACACAACAAACAUGGCGGCGACGGUGACGAAGACGGCGGCGACGGCGGGGGCGGCGGCGGCGGCGUUGACCGAGGGUCUGGGGGUUACUCGGUGUGGUGGUCAGGAGACCUCUGUGUGGCUUUUCAAUUUUAGUUCAAAUUCCCUCCAUGGCCUUUUGUAGUCCCUUGGUGUAUCUCCAGAGUAAAUUUCAAUUUCAUCAAUGUUGGAGUGGCAAGAAAAAGGAACUGAUUUGGGGUGAAAAGUUUAUUUUCUAGGUAUAACAAACUGUAAACUUGAAAAAAAAAAAAAAAAAACAAGCGAGCAAAGAUGGGUGAGAAGAAACCAGAGCCGCUGGACUUUGUGAAGGACUUCCAGGAGUACCUGACACAGCAGACCCACCACGUGAACAUGAUCUCUGGAUCAGUCAGUGGGGACAAAGACGCCGAGGCUCUUCAGGGAGCUGGAACAGAGGGUGAUCAAAAUGGACUUGAUCACCCGUCUGUCGAAGUCUCUCUGGAUGAAAACUCAGGAAUGUUAGUAGACGGGUUUGAAAGGACGUUUGAUGGGAAGCUCAAGUGUCGGUACUGCAACUAUGCCAGCAAAGGAACAGCCCGGCUCAUCGAACAUAUUAGAAUCCACACAGGUGAGAAACCUCAUAGAUGUCACUUAUGUCCAUUUGCUUCUGCUUAUGAGCGUCAUCUGGAAGCCCAUAUGCGUUCCCAUACUGGAGAAAAACCAUACAAAUGUGAAUUGUGUUCCUUCCGCUGCAGCGAUCGAAGUAACCUGUCCCAUCACCGAAGGCGCAAGCAUAAAAUGGUACCAAUUAAAGGUACGAGGUCUUCCUUAACCAGCAAGAAGAUGUGGGGGGUUUUACAGAAGAAAACAGGCAAUCUGGGGUACAGCAGAAGAGCACUAAUCAACUUAAGUCCACCUUCCAUGGUGGUUCAGAAACCAGACUACCUUAACGACUUUACCCACGAAAUCCCAAAUAUCCAGACUGACUCCUAUGAAAGUAUGGCGAAAACCACACCAGCUGGUGGCCUCCCAAGGGACCCCCAGGAGCUCCUGGUCGAUAACCCUCUGAAUCAGCUCUCGACGCUAGCGGGACAGUUGUCCAGCUUGCCACCGGAAAACCAAACCCCGGAGUCCCCGGACGUCGUCCCCUGCCCCGACGAGAAGCCGUUCCUGGUGCAGCAGCCCUCUGCGCAGGCGGCAGUUUCUGCUGUGGCAGCAGGCAUUCCCCAGAGCUCCUCUCCCACAAGCCCUGAACCGCGGCCAUCCCACAGUCAAAGGAACUACAGCCCAGUGGCCGGUCCAAGCAGCGAACCAAGUGCCCACACGAGUACUCCCAGCAUAGGAAACAGCCAGCCAAGCACUCCAGCCCCAACCCUGCCGGUCCAGGACCCUCAGCUUCUGCACCACUGCCAGCACUGUGACAUGUACUUCGCAGACAACAUCCUUUACACCAUCCACAUGGGGUGUCAUGGCUAUGAAAACCCGUUCCAGUGCAACAUAUGUGGAUGCAAAUGCAAAAACAAGUAUGAUUUUGCCUGCCAUUUUGCAAGAGGGCAACAUAACCAACACUGAUUGGAACAUUAGCGCAUUAUGUUUUAUUGGGUUUUGCCUUUUUGUCUUUUGUACCUUGGUUGUUUUUGUUUUGUUCGGUCAUUUCUAAUAAGAUGUCUGCUGAUUUAAGGUUCAUACAUUAUAUUUAUAGAAAAUAUAAAUUUGACAAUGGAAAAAUUUUCCCUGAUUUUUUUUCCAUAGAAAUCUGGUUUGGUCAUUUAUGUGUUAGCACAGUACAUUGAUGUCUGUUUUUUCCUUUUGUUUAGACAUAAGAAUUGGAGUGCAGUCAUAACCUUAUUAGGUGUUCAUUUAAAUUUCCUACAUUUCUGAUCCAUAAAGACUCUAGGCUUAUUCAUACUCUUGAUAUUUCAGUAUAUAAUUGCAGCUAAAAUGCUAUUUCUGCCAUAUUUCAAAAUUUAGAGAAUAAGUUAUUUUCUCUUACAAGAUCUGUUACAGUUUAUUUCAGUAUUUAAUAGAGAAAUUGCCCUUAAUAAGGUUGCUCCUAACUGAAAUGCUUUUUGGUUCACAAACCUUAAGUUGAAUCAGUAGUUUCAUUUCAACUGAUAAUAAAGCUAUUUCAGUGUAGUAAAUCUUUUUUUCUACAGCAGGAAAUAUAAAACUAUGGCACAAAAGUUCUACAAGGAAAAACUCAAGACUUUAAGUUGAAAAUGGUAUUUAUUCAAAUUCUAGUUUAACCACACGGGCGUUAUUCUUUUUUUUUUUUUUUAAUACUAACAGUUUAUUCUUAAAAACAACAGGUAAAUACAUGAGAGUGCUAGAUGCCUUUUUCCUUUCGGUUUGAACCUUCCAUUUCAUCCUUCAUUCUGACAUCUUAGUUCAGGUGAGGUUAAUAACUAUAGUGAGAAUCUGUUAUUCUGUUUCUUUGAUGACCAAAGAGGUACAGUGGAAGUCACCAUCUUAUUAAAUGCAGUCCUUCCUAAAAAAAAACUCUAAAGUUUCCUUUCUCUACCUUCUAUCCGUUUGUUGUCAUAAUUUUCAAGAAAAGCUGGAUGUGGAAAUGCAUGGCAAAGUGUGGAGAAGUCGUACGUAUAGAAAGGAGAACAAGUGUGCACCGUGGGUCCCCAUCUCUCCUUCAGUUAGCGUUGAAAAUGCUCUCUGAAUCCACACCGAUUCUUACUUGCAGCUUUACCACUCUUCAUGUGCAGUGACAGUGCUGUGUGGAAACGGAAUUGUAGCCUUAGUAGGAAAGGAUAAAAAGUUGUGAAAGUGGAUAUAAAAUUUAUUUAAACAUGGUAUUCAAUUUGUUUAUAAAAAUAAGACUUCCUAAUAAAUCUAGGGUAACUCAUUUUGAGUAGGAGGCUAUUGUUUUUAUAUUGUAUAAUAACUAGCUUACUUUGAAAGUUGGUCAAAUAAAAUAACUGUUAUUAACUGUUGGCUUCUGUGUACUUUGCAAAAGUCCUGUUUUAAAUUUGACUCAUAUCUUGAAAAUAGUAAUUGGCUUCUUAAAGAGAAUCCCAACUGUUAAGCAUUUAUUAACCAAAAAGGACCUCUACUGUUACAGGAAAUAUUGACGGUAUAUGCCCAUAAAACCCCAAGUGCCAAGAUAAUGAUCCUCCACCCCCUUCCCAAGUGCUGGAAAGCCAUCCGACGAGCUCCUGUGUUCUCGGCGAAGGUUGGAAGAGCAGCAUCGAGGACGCUUUCUCCAAACUGGAACUCCCUUCCCUGCCAAACCUUGUGAAUCUAAAAUUUAUAGUUGUCUUGCCCUGUGGUUUAAAAUCACAGCUCAGAUCCGUUUUGGUGCCUCAGUUUCCACAUGUGUAACUUGGCUCUAGUAUUUAUUGGUUGCCAGAAAGAAACAAGUUGUCAUUUGGAAGCUUGCUUUCUUCUGUUUUAUUCAAAUAAAAGCAGUACUCCAAAACAGAAAAAAAAAUUUCAUUAAGUGAAGAGGAAAACUCUCAGUAAAGCCGACAUAUUGACUAUACGUUUUGGGCCAGACAGUGACAAAAGCAUUUUUUUUUUCCCUAACAACUGAUGAUGGAUGUUCUGAGUGUUUUUUAACUUAAAUAUGGAAAUUUUCUUUCAUAAUUAUAAACUAGAAUGUAAUCUCCUGUUACUGAGAGAGCACAGUUAGUAUUCCAAAGGUAUCAAUUCUGAAAAGCUACAAUUGUAAAUGCACUGAAACUUCGAAGGAAAUCUACCUUAAACUUUUUUGGUAUUGUACUUUUUGAAGAGUUUUAUUUAAAUUUUCCUUGAGUUAAAUUCUGUAUUUGGAAAGAUGUUAGUACCUUCCCUUACAUAUUGAAUGUUUCUCUCAUUUUAUUUUUAAUCCAAUAUUUUAUAGAAAUGAGUUGUUGGGAAAAGUUUAACAUGCACUAUUUAUAGUACUUUGCCAUUAAAAGGCAAUGUUGUGAAACUAAAUUUAUUUUUGUUCAGUGAACAUAAGUUUAGAUUUUUAAAGUUGGUAGAUAAUUUAUCUUCACUGAUAUUUUUUUAAGAAACUGUGAAGAGAUUAACAGGGAAUAAUUUUAUUUCAGAUUUUACUAAUGUAUGUAGCUACCACUUCAGAUUAAAGUAAAGGCAAGACUUUUACUUUGAAAAAAUUCCAUUUUAUGUUUCUAGUACUGUUUCAUUUUAGAAAUAAGUGUUUUGCCAUUUGUCUGCAGAGUUGUUUGACAAAGGGAAUAUUACUAGAAAAAAAACUCAGACAUAAACCUCAUU